UAUUGACAUACGUCGGCUGCAAUUCGUAAUUUAUAUACAAUCUGCUUAACAGGAAACCACUUGCAGCAAAACCAGACGAGACUAACUUCGAGCUCUCUUCCUUUUUGAGCGGAGGAGAGCUUUGCAAUGAGUUCAGAAUUGUCUUCACAUAACCCCUAAUUUGACUUUUGAUUUGUCUGUUUGUAAAGAUGGAAGGAUUCGCUGAUCUCCUCACUGAUGCUUUUUCAGAGACUUCCGUCCUAUCGUUCCCCGACGGAGAUUUGGACUUUGAGAAUUUAGGUUUUGAUGAGCAAAGUGAGGAAGAAAAGACAGACGAUAAAAAAACAACGACGGACGGGGCUUUCUUUCAGGAAGCAACUGCCGAGACGACGGCUCUGUUAGGCAGCGCGGCUCAAGAUAUGCUGUAUGAGGCUGAGAAUGCUGAGGACCAGAGCUCUGAUGAGAGCCAUGAUGGGGACUUUAAAGGGGCUAGCCUAAUGAGCAAAACACACGAGGACAAUUACACAAGUUCAGAAGGGGAAUCUGAAAAGGGAGACUCUGUCCCUGAUGAAAAUGAGGAGGAGGAUGUGGGGUCAGAAGAGGAAGCAAGGGAUUUGUUGGUGUCGGUCUGCUGCCACGAAGAGUUCCCUGAUAGCAUUAAAGAGGACGAGAUCAUUGCUGAGGGGCUACCUAUGGCCCCAGAGGGUGCUGAUAACCCUCAAGAUAGAAACAAGGUGCGAGGUGAGGCUGAGAGUGAUGAGGAUGUGGCCUACUUCGGAGGAAUCCCUGAACAUGGCAAUGAGCUGAUGGUGAAAGGUGCCGUGAAUGAAGAUGAGAGGCAAGAGAUAGAAGAAGGCUACUCUGUUUCUGAGUGUGAGGGCCUCACAAUCACACCAGAAGAAAAUGUUUGCAAGCAAGAGACUGAAAGUCCUUACAGGGGUGCUGCAGCAAACACCAUCUUGGAAUUUCCAAGCCUAUCUUUGCCAAAUCUGCAAGAUCUCAUAGCUGAAGUUGACGGGGAGGAAACUGUGGAAAAAAUGACAGAUUUCUCAGGAGAGGAUCACCAAGAGGCCGGUGAGUGCUUUGCAGACUAUCCCUCUGACCUUUCCUCUUUCGAAUACACAGAGGAUGGUGGAAAUAAUCAAGAGACAAAGUCAAAUGCCUCAACUUGCAUGAGGCAGCCCACAUGCCCGGAAAAUGUGACAUGGAUGGGCGCAGGGGAGACUGAUGAGGAGAGAGAAGACGACUUUCUGUACAGCAAAGACUUGGAGAUGAAUGGAGAUGAGGUGAUGCGGCUGGAUGUGGCAGGCAGGGAGCAGGCUGAGGCUGUGAGGGAGAGCGAUGAUGGAGAUGAAACGGGGGAGAGCGAGUCCUACAGCUCCAGCGAUGAGGGGGAACCUCUGCGGACCAGCAGAGAGGAACUCGCAGAAAGUGUGAGAGUGCACUAUUUUGAAAACGACAAGCAGAUGGAGGACGGUCAGAUUUAUGGUGGGAGCGGUGGCGCGCUUUCAGCGUGGAGCGUCUCUGAUGACCGUCACCUCCCAGACAGUGGAGCUAAUCAAGCAGAUUUCUCCAGCUGGGACUUUGAUGUGUUGAAAACUGACACCUUUCUGAGUGAUUACUUGCUGAGCACAGAAGACACAGACAAGGCAGAAACAUGUCCCUCCUACGUGCAACGGUGCCCUGAUGACGAUGCCAACAGUUACUCUGAGGUGCAGAGAGAGGAUAGAAGAAUGAUAAGCCUCUCUAAUCAGGGAUCCCUUGAUGACAGCUUCUUCUUCAAUACUGAACUCGAGGCCUCUGGAGUCUCUGAGCCGGGACAGCAGGAACAUGAUGAAUAUGAAGACGAGCGGAACUGGGAAAAGGAGCAGGAGAGAAUUAAGGCUUUCUACGAGUUCUACAAUGACAGCGAUGAGGAGAACCUAGGAAAAGGCAGGCAAAUAAAAGUGCAGUUUUCUUCAGAUCAGUUGUCUCAAGUUAUUCACUAUGAAACUGAGAGUAGUGACAGAGAUUCCCUAACCAGCUCCGACGGGGAGGAGGACACGGAGGAGGACAUGAGCUCCACAGACACACCUGAUGAAAUGAAGGAGUCUGGAGAUAUCCUGCAAAAAAAAGAUGCCGCCGAUCCGCCCGACGUUCAGGUGCCAGAGAGCCCGUCAGACCACAGCGUCACGCAAACCUUCAAGGGAACAAACAAGACUCUCAGCACGUUGAAGCUCAUUUUGAAGAUGGUUGUUCUGUUGGGGAUGGGACUGCUGAUGUUCUGUCUUACUGCAGACCAGAUGGACUGGCUCAGCCAGCUUUUCUUCUUUUAUGGCUAUGGCUUCUUAUCAUAUUUUUAAACUACUCUUGAAAAAGAGAGACACCUGAAAUGACACAACUGUCUUGUACAUAUUUUACUGUAAACAUUUCCACAAAAAACUUCUGUAUAUACAAGAAUAUGAAAUGUUAUCUUUGAUAUGCAGCUAUAUGUGCUUAAUAAAGUUGAGUUUUUUUUUAUGUGAG
Messenger RNA from Menidia menidia (Atlantic silverside), 2484 nucleotides. The record is from the annotation of a GenBank genome assembly. Lineage: Eukaryota; Metazoa; Chordata; Actinopteri; Atheriniformes; Atherinopsidae.